Molecule: messenger RNA, 1089 nt
Organism: Episyrphus balteatus (marmalade hoverfly)
Lineage: Eukaryota; Metazoa; Arthropoda; Insecta; Diptera; Syrphidae
Exons: 3
Coding region: 1-1089 (362 amino acids)
Source: RefSeq, a predicted model, not a curated record
AUGACUGUUAAAAUUAAUUUCAGAGCUAUUGUUAAGACUUGCAGAGUUGCUGUAAAUAUGGACAGUUAUCAACAGAGUUUACGUAAAAGUAACUGUAUAAAUAAAUUGCCAGAAUUUAAUGGUAACACAAAUUUGUUAAUUGAUUUUUUGGACAGAGUAGAUUCCUUGUCAGUUGUUGUAGCUACAUUUGAUGUAAACACUCAAACACUCCUUCUAGGUUACAUUAAAGAUAAAAUUGUUGGAAAAGCAAAACUAGAACUUCAAAAGCAUGAGAAAUGUUCGUCGGCAAAAUUAAUAGAUCAAUUAAGAACAGCCAGAGUACAGUCAAGUAUUGAAGAUUUUUAUCAAAAAAUAAAUCAUUUGUUAAGUAGGCUUAAUAACUCAUAUUUGUUAGACGGCAAUCAAAGUGAUGAAGGGAUUAUAACUUCUAAUAAAAGAAUAGCUCUUGAAGCUUUUAAAAAUAACCUACCUGAGCCUACAAAAUCAAUAGUACUCAGUCGAAAUCCUAAAACCCUUUACGAAGCCUACAAAGUCAUAACUGAAAUCAACCAUCAAAGUUUCGGUCCCAAUUCAACAGGCUCAAAUCAAUUUUCUAGACAAAUGAAUAGAAAUUCAAGUUUUAAUUCGAACCGAGUUAACAAUAAUUCAUCUUUCAAUUCGAGCCGAGUAAAUAAUACUUCAUCUUUUAGUACCAAUAGGAACAAUUCUAACUCUAGAUACAAUAAUAAUUCUGACAAUACAUACUUAAGAAAUAAUGGAUACAGUAGAAAUAGACAACAAAAUAACAAUAGCUCAUUAAAUUUUAACCCUCGAAGUGAAAAUAGACAACAAACCAACAAUAACACAUUAAAUUUUAACAAUCGUAGUGAAAAUAGACAAAAUAAUAACUUUGGAACUAAUCAAUCCUCACAAAGAUUAAAUGAUUCUAGCAAUCAAACACGUAGGUCAAAUAGGUCCAACAACAAUAAUAAUGGUUAUGAACAAAUGGAUGUUUCCUUCAACGAGGCUAACACAGAACCAAUUAACUACCCAAACAUUAACCAAAACCAAAAUUUUUCACCCAGUCGCCCAGACGACUACCUUAUAUAG